UUUUAAUUUAGAUGAUGAGGAUGAUAGAGGGGCUUGAGGUCGGUUCAUCUAUGGCGGUGAGUCUUCUGCGCUCCUAACUCCGCCACUCCUAACUCUCUCUCUCUCUCUAGAAUUAAUCUCUCACAAAGAUUUCUUCGGCGAGUCUCGCCGUCGCCGUCCGGUGAUCGGAGCUUCGUUUUCCGGCGUUGAGUGGACCUUAUUUUAGAACAAGGCCGACUAAAAGUUCUUCUUCUUCCUCUCUUUGAUUUGAUUUGGAAAUCGCUGGGAGAGGAAGCUGAAAUCUGGAAGGUUGUUGAAGCUAGGUUAGGGCGGCCGCGUUUGGAAUUGUUGAAUUCGUGUCUCCUGGAUUCGUGAAUUUUGUGUAAAAAAAAAAUGAAUGUGACUGGGAAUGGAGUGGUGGUCGGCAAUGGAGGAAUUGGGGGAUUGGAGAGCGACUUCAUUCGGAGGCACCAUAGACACGAAACCGGAGACAAUCAGUGCAGCUCCGUCCUCUCCAGACACAUCAAAGCCCCCGUUCAUCUCGUUUGGUCAUUAGUGAGGCGAUUUGAUCAACCGCAGAAAUAUAAGCCGUUCAUCAGCAGGUGUGUUGUGCAGGGGAACCUUGAGAUUGGGAGUCUCAGAGAAGUUGAUGUCAAGUCUGGUCUUCCAGCCACUACAAGUACUGAAAGAUUGGAAUUUCUUGAUGACAACGAGCAUAUAUUAAGCAUGAGGAUAAUUGGCGGUGAUCACAGACUUAGGAACUAUUCUUCAAUUAGUUCCCUACAUCCAGAAAUCAUUGAUGGGAGGCCAGGGACUCUGGUGAUCGAGUCAUUUGUGGUGGAUGUGCCUGAGGGGAACACAAAGGAUGAUACUUGCUACUUUGUUGAAGCCUUGAUCAAGUGCAAUCUUAAAUCGCUUGCUGAUGUCUCAGAGCGGCGGGCAGUUCAGGACAGGACCGAGCCUAUUGAUCGGAUGUGAAAAACUGGAAGUGAGGACCAUACCUUGGAGGUUGAGGCUGCCAUGGAUGAAGCUUCCGAGGCUUUCGAUCCUCGGAUGCUUUGGAGACGGACAUGCAGUAGUAUAUAUCUCAUACACGCUUGUACCCACUUUUCUUUUUUUCUCUUUUUGUUUGCCAUGUUUGUGUUUUCUUUUUUGGAGUUAUAUCAUUCGAUUUUCUAUCUUUA
Messenger RNA from Morus notabilis, 1163 nucleotides. RefSeq names its product abscisic acid receptor PYL8. NCBI's taxonomy places the organism in Eukaryota, Viridiplantae, Streptophyta, Magnoliopsida, Rosales, Moraceae. Gene Ontology annotation, molecular function: protein phosphatase inhibitor activity; abscisic acid binding; signaling receptor activity. Gene Ontology annotation, biological process: abscisic acid-activated signaling pathway. The transcript has 3 exons. The record is from RefSeq and is a predicted model, not a curated record. The coding region runs from base 373 to 957 and encodes 194 amino acids. Gene Ontology annotation, cellular component: nucleus; cytoplasm.